GGUCGAAUUAAAAAUGGCGGAUUGCGUACAAGAUAGAAUCGAUCACUAUCAAAAUGUAGAAAACACUAUGGAUCCGUCUAAUUUAGAUAUAAACGACGAUUUCGAUCCGUUUCCGGAUAAAAAUGAAACAACUGAAGAUGAAGGUGAUGGCUCGAUAGCUCCUCCCAUGAAUUCCUGGUACCAUGGACGUCUCGAAAGACGAUUGGCAGAAGAGAGAUUAAGAACUGCCGGAUGUUACGGCAGCUAUCUAGUAAGAGAAAGCGACAGAAAGCCUGGCUCAUACGUCCUCUCUUUCUUAGGCCGGACAGGAAUUAAUCAUUUCAGAGUGACAGCUUUGUGCGGGGAUUACUAUAUCGGUGGCAGGGAGUUUUACAGUUUGGGUGACCUAAUCGGUUAUUAUACUCAUAGAUCUGAUUUAUUGAAGCAGGAAAGACUUACAAAUCCUGCAGCACCACCAGAGCCAGUGAACGACCAAGUUAAAGUUGUUGCUAUCUUGCCAUAUAAUCAAAUACCAGAGACUGAUGAAUUAAGCUUUGAAAAAGGUGAAGUAUUUUUGGUACACAACGAUUUGGGAGACGGAUGGUUGUGGGUAACAUCCCAAUCUACGGGCCUUAGCGGUAUUGUAAAUAAAGGAUUAGUUCAGGAGAUUAAAGGACAAUCAGAUCCUAUUGAAUCUUUUGACUGGUUUCAUCCCAAUAUAUCUAAAUCAAAGGCAGCUGAAAAAUUAAAAGAAUCUGGUUCUAAUAGUUUUCUAGUCAGACCAAGUGAAUCAAAAAUUGGCCAUUAUUCUUUAUUUUUCUACUGCAAUCAUACUGUUCAACGUUUUAGAAUUGAAAAAAUUAACGGAAAAUAUUACAUGGGUGGACGCUAUUUUGAAUGCGUUUCUGAUGUUAUAGAACGUUAUAAAAAAGAACAAAUUCUUCUUGGACAUUGUCUAGAGCACGCUGUUUUGCGGACAAGAGACGAAGAAAGUGAUAAUCUAUCACGAUGUUCUUUUACAAGAAGUUCCGGUUCAAAUUUCUUUUUGAAUCGAAAGGACCACAUUGUCAUAAAUGGCUACCUGCAGAAGAAGAGCGCUAAAGACUCGAAAAAAUGGAAAACUUAUUAUUUUGUAUUAAACGGAACUGAACGCCAUUUGUAUUUUUUUGAAAACGAUAAGAGAUCAAAGCCAAAAGGCCUAAUAGAUGGCAACUACUCUAAUUUGUAUCCGGUUCACGAGAGCCUGUUUGGUAGACCAAAUUGCUUUCAAAUUAUUCAAAAAAGUUUCAAUCAUCAGGCUGUUUUUUAUUUAUGCGCCGAAAGCUCGGAUAUUUGCCAGCAGUGGAUCCUUUCCUUGAAGGCCUAUUGCCAGAAUACAGUAACAAGAAUUUUGAAGAAUAGUUCUGUUGUUGUACUUACACAGUUGCGUAGUUUGAAUAUUUCUAUAAAAGACGCAAAGAAACUUGGACCGAAAACGCAGGCUUAUUGCGUUCUUAAUUUAAACGACGUUAAAGUUGCAAGAACUUCUGUAAAAGGGGGACCAGAUGCUGUUUGGGAUGAAGACUUCCUUAUAGAAGACUUACCGAAAGAUAUAGAAAGUUUAACAAUAAACGUCUAUUGUAAGGGUAGAAUGAAAGAUUCUCUAAUGUUUAGCGUUCACGAAAAUCUAUAUAAUUUAACAUCAGUCGCUAAGCAUGAUUGGUACGACUCGUGUGAUUGCGGUUCCAUAAGACUUAUUCUCACUUAUCUCCAAGAAACUAUUAUGCCCUCAAAGGAAUAUAGCGCUAUUAAGCAAAUUAUUUUGGAGUUUGAAAAUGUGAAAAUUCUCUCCGAACUAAUGCAAUCCGAUACGGAACGAAAAUCUUUUGCCAACGCCAUUCUACAAGUUUUUAGGCAGGAGAAAAAGGAGGAGAAACUCUUAGAAUACUUUACGAGCGAUGUCAUAAAGGCAGAACAGUACGUCACAACACUGUUCAGGGCCGAUUCCAUGGCAACGACGCUCAUGUGUCAAUAUAUGAAAAUGACUGCCAUGCAAUUUGUAAAAUCAGCCUUGACCAAUACAAUUGAAAAGGCCACUGACGGAAAAACCGACCAAGUCGAACUGUUAAAAGAGACUCUUAACUCUAUUUUUCAGACGGUUGAAAAGUGUCCUCCUGUUAUCAGGUUUAUUUGCUAUAAAAUGAGGCAUAAAGCUGGUCAAAAAUGGCCCGAAGACGAUCGAGUUCGAACUUGUGUAGUUACAGCUUUUAUUUUUUUAAGAUUACUAUGCCCCGCCCUUCAUAAUCCGAAGGCGUUCAAUCUGGUCACAGAAGCACCUCAUGCAGAAGCUAGGAAUACUUUACUAGCCGUAACGAAGAGCCUACAAAAGUUAUCUAAUCUCAGUCAAAAUGUUGAUUCUCUACCGUUCGGAGCAUCGUUCGUAAGAAACAAUCAGGAAACUAUGAAGCAGUUGGCUGAGGCCAUUUGUGUUAAGGAAUUAGACAGGGAAAAUGACAGAAACGUGUCAAUAGACGUCGCCAGAAAUCUAGCCAAAAUACAUCAAUGUUGUUCCGCCAGAUAUGAACAAUUAAAGGAGAUGUCAAAAAAUUCGGACGAGGUGAAAAAAAUACUGAUUGUAGUCGAUAUGCUGAAUAAGCAUAAGGAUCAUUAUAUAAAUGAAUGUAAUAAUUCUUAUGCCCGGUGAAUUUUUGUUUGUUUUUGCUAUGCAGCCGUGUGCCAUUCAAAGAACAAAAAGUAUUUUUCUGGAUUUUUUAUUAUUCUUUGUCAUUGUGAUUCUUUUAUUUUCUUUUUUUCAUGUUUUUUCCUCUUUAUUUGUGAAAUUUAAUACAGUAAGCAUUCUUACUGAUGGACUUAUUUUCUUUCGUUCAUUCCUCUUACCCAGCUCUUUCUGUCUGUCUGUCUGGCGGCUCUCUACCUCUCGCACAGACAGCACUACAGCUCUUUUAUCAAUUACAUACUGGUACUCAACUAUUAGUUAGUAAAGGCAGGCAAAUACUCAUUUCCUUCCCUUUACUCUUGCUAAGGUUGAAAUGAGAAAAAUUGACAUUGAAUUAGCCAUCAUCGUCAGUCUUUCAAUGAACUGAAUGGCUAAAAGAUCU
Messenger RNA from Dimorphilus gyrociliatus, 3077 nucleotides. NCBI's taxonomy places the organism in Eukaryota, Metazoa, Annelida, Polychaeta, Dinophilidae. The record is from the annotation of a GenBank genome assembly.